GGUGAUUGUGGCUUCUGUAUAACUGACCGCACUGUCAAGCUGCUGAAAUGACUGGAUCGGAGAAGUGUUUGGCUAAAGGCUGCCCAACACCGGGCCCAGUCCCUGAAGGAACAAUUCGUGUGUACAGCAUGAGAUUCUGCCCAUAUGCCCAGAGUGCGAGGCUUGUCUUGGCUGCCAAAGAAAUCAAGCAUGAAGUAAUAAAUAUCAAUCUGAAGAACCAGCCAGAUUGGUUCUUUGAGAAGAGCCCAUCUGGCCUGGUACCAUCUCUGGAGACCAGCAAUGGCCAGGUGAUCUAUGAAUCUCCAAUUGUGUGUGAUUAUCUGGAUGAGGUUUAUCCUGGGAAGAAGCUGACCCCUGCAGACCCAUUCCAGAAAGCUCAACAAAAGAUGACGGUGGAACAUUUUUCCAAGGUCACAGCUGUGCUGUAUAAGAUAUUGUGUGCCAAAGCAAAUAAUGAAGACCUAUCAGGUGCGAAAGAAGAACUCCAGGAGAAGUUGCUUAAACUCGAUGAGAUCCUGGCUAAACAAAACAGCCAUUUCUUUGGUGGAAGUGAAGUUUCUAUGGUUGACUACAUGAUUUGGCCCUGGUUUGAACUGCUCAUCAUUUUUGAUGUGAAGGAUUGUUUGAAUAAAACCCCACUCAUUGAUAAGUGGUGUCAACAGAUGCUACAGGAUCCAGCGGUCAAGGCAACAUAUAUUGAACCAGACGCCAUGUUAAGCUUUUUUAAGCUGUACAUCCAGGGAGAUCUGGAGGCUUGUGAUUAUGGUCUCUAACCAACUCUCUGCCAUGUAUUAUUGCUGAUUUGCACUUCCACUGUAAUCAGUAUUUUAGAACCCAAUAAAUGUGCCUUUCAACCUA
Molecule: messenger RNA, 858 nt
Organism: Xenopus laevis (African clawed frog)
Lineage: Eukaryota; Metazoa; Chordata; Amphibia; Anura; Pipidae
Gene: gsto2.L
Product: glutathione S-transferase omega 2 L homeolog
Biological process (GO): glutathione metabolic process; cellular oxidant detoxification
Cellular component (GO): cytoplasm
Molecular function (GO): glutathione dehydrogenase (ascorbate) activity; methylarsonate reductase activity; glutathione transferase activity
Source: RefSeq, marked provisional